CCCCGUGACUUAAGUUUAUAAAAGCCAAUCAGAAUAACUCCCUGGUGUUCAGUGCCGUAUCAGCUUCAAGCUUCAAGCCAGCAGACCGAAGAGCCGCAGAGCAGCAAUUGCUUUAAUUAGAUUUCUAAUCACCCUAAAACAAACACAACAAACAAAGCAAAAUGUCUUCUGAAGUGAGCAGCGACAACCCCAUCUAUGGCCCCUUCUUCGGAGUUAUGGGCGCCGCCUCCGCCAUCAUCUUCUCGGCUCUGGGCGCUGCUUAUGGCACUGCUAAGUCUGGUACCGGUAUUGCUGCCAUGUCAGUGAUGCGUCCUGAACUGAUCAUGAAAUCCAUCAUUCCUGUGGUCAUGGCGGGUAUCAUUGCCAUUUACGGCCUGGUCGUGGCUGUGCUUAUUGCCGGCUCGCUGGAAGAGCCUUCAAAGUACACACUAUACAGAGGCUUCAUUCACUUGGGAGCCGGUCUGGCGGUGGGCUUCUCUGGCCUGGCAGCCGGUUUCGCGAUCGGAAUCGUGGGAGACGCCGGUGUCCGUGGCACAGCACAACAGCCUAGGUUGUUCGUCGGCAUGAUCCUGAUUCUCAUCUUCGCCGAGGUGUUGGGUCUCUAUGGUUUGAUUGUGGCCAUUUACCUGUACACGAAAUAAAUCAAUCAAUGCAAACAACACACAACAACAACAAAUAGACAAACGGCGCGCCCAGCAAUCAAUCAACAAACAGCCACAACAACAACAUCGACAUCAACAUCAGGAGCUGCUAGAGAGGAGCAGGUAACAUUGUGUCCCCCCAACGAGCGACAUUCAAGAUCCAGCAGCGCGUGUGCGGUGGCAGCCCUGGUGGCGGCCGUUGUACAUAGCAAGAACGACAACAACUAGUUGUUGGUCCUGCCGGGUGUUGCAGGAUUCCCGCACGCGCUGGCUCUGCCCGAUGGCGGUGCCUCAAUUGCAACUUUUAGCUCUCACUCUUGUAUUCGAUAUGCUGGUGCGCGUGGUUUAGCUUAGUUAUUUUCCGUUCAAAAUCAGUCUUUUUAAACACGAGGAAACAAUUUGCAGUUAAGUUCAUAAAGUUGUAAUAAUUAUGAUUUUCGCUAUAUAUCAAGAAAACCUUCUCCCUUUACUUAUUAUUUUUCGCUCCACAAUUUUGUGUGCUCUUUGUUAUUUGUUUUUUCCAUUAUUAUUAUUAAAUAAUGUUUAGUGUAUAUGUAAAGUUCGUUAAACAAAAAAAAAAACUGUAAAGAAAUCAACCAACAACAAUUGUCAGAAAAACUUUGUACAUUUGCAUUGAGCCUGACGCGCGGCUGCAACAAAUCAGAUCAACAAGUUUAGCGAAAAGGGCCAAAAUAACAAACAAACAAGCAAGCAGCAACCACCAACUAGCCACUUCUUCACCCCCAGCCCAUUGGCAUAACAACCGACGGCACUCGCCUGGCUGUUUGGGCGCGCUUUGUCCCCUACGUUUUCGGCGGGGCCGGAGUGGAAGCUCACCACAGCAGUGAUCGCAUGGCGGUUGUUGUGCGCGGUGGGGGUGGGUGGUGGCUGAAUGCUUGGCAAUACUUCAACGUCAUCUGCGAAAACCAACUACAUGCAAUCAUUCACACACACACACACACACAUACAAAAUGUAACUAAGUCCUAUGUUUAUUUUUAAUUAUUGUUCAAUUCUAAGAAUAAUAUAUUAAAAAUUAAUAAUAAUAAAUUAUAUAUAUAUAAUUAUGAUUUUUUGUGAUAAGAACAAGAUGGUAAUACAAAACAAUUACGGUAUUGAUAUACAUAAUAUAUACAAGAAUAUAUAUAUAUAUUUAAACGAGAACAAGAAAUCAUACAACAAUUAUACAUAUUAACAUGAGAAAGUUGUUAUAAAACGUACGAAGAAACAAUACAAAUCAAGUGAAAACUGAGAGGAAUACUGCAAAAACAACAACCAACACACACAUACACAAUUUUUCCGCUGUUAUUGUAUAGUAAAGAAAAUAUUAUAUAUAUAUAAAAUAUAUAUUAUGUAUAAAAUAUUAACAAGAAAUUGUAGUAGCAAAAUUAUAAACAAACAAGAGAAAUACCAACAACAACAAAGUCGUGCAAGCAGAACCCAACAAAAAAGUGUAGAUGGAAUGUUGCAAAUGAAAACUCAUACCAACAACAACAAAAACAACCGCAUUAGCAGCACGAAAUCUACCGGAAAAAAACUGAUAAAAAAAAAUUGUAAAAUCCCAACAAAUUAGAAGUUAUAAGCAAGCAGCAAAAACGAAAACCAGAUCGAUAUGUAUAGUGGAUUUAGGCAAAUAACAAGAUUAAUUUGUUUAGGGAUCAGUUCCGGAUUCCAUUGUCAUCCCCUUGAAGCUGGCAUCCUCCUCCCGCCCGUUGAACCCCGAUGCAUUCGUGAUGCUGAGAAUGCGGAGGAGCUCAACCCUGCGGGGGCGCCGACUUUGUGGGGGCGUUGGUGGCAUUCGGCCUGCGCCGCCCGAACACACACAAAUUGAGAGAACACAACCGAAAUGCACAACAAAAAGACGACUUGUACACCCGAUCUACACAAUAAGGCAUUUGUAUAUAAAAAGUGUCCUCGCUGCCAAUCGCUGUCCAUCCAUCCAUCUCUAGUCAUUCCCCUUUGUCACCGCAAGACUGCAGCGCCCGUGUUGCGUUCAUCUUGUGAUUUGGCUUUGGGGAGUCGACAAAGGUGGGAAGGUGGGCUACAGAUUCGGCACGAACUACAUUGGUAUUGAUUCAAGAAACCCAGUUUUAUGAGUAACCUUUUUGGUAAAUCCAUUCUUUUUGUGAAACGAAAUAGAACCUUGAUUGUGUAACGAAUUCUUAUUGUUAUUUGUUUAAGAUGCAUGCACCCCCAUAAAAGAAAUAUUCCUAUACAUCUGUGCAAUCGAUGACAAGGUUUUAGAAAACUGUAACUGUGUAUUCGAAACAACA
Messenger RNA from Drosophila kikkawai, 2912 nucleotides. RefSeq names its product Vacuolar H[+] ATPase 16kD subunit 1 (gene Vha16-1). NCBI's taxonomy places the organism in Eukaryota, Metazoa, Arthropoda, Insecta, Diptera, Drosophilidae. Gene Ontology annotation, biological process: proton transmembrane transport. Gene Ontology annotation, molecular function: proton-transporting ATPase activity, rotational mechanism. The record is from RefSeq and is a predicted model, not a curated record. Gene Ontology annotation, cellular component: proton-transporting V-type ATPase, V0 domain; membrane.